UCUGCCAUUCCUGAAGUAUACCAGCUGGUGGCACCUGGACUUGGUCUGUCACAACCUCGUUUCUGCAUCCGAGCAGCUACACAGAUAUCAUCAUCAUCAUUAUGAGCAAAGACAAGACAAGGAAACAAACCCUAACUGAACUUUCUAUCUUCUAACUGGUUGGAGAAGCUCCCUGCAGAGUGAGCUGAAGUUUCCAUCUGCAGUUCAUUGAAGUUAUUGCACUGGAUAGGACUGUAUCCAGCUGUUAUUACUUCUUAUUGAAAGCCUAGUUCCAGCAGAAGACGUCGUCAGCAUGAACACUCUGAACCAGCAGUAUGAGGAGAAGGUGCGUCCCUGCAUCGACCUCAUCGACUCCCUCCGCUCUCUGGGUGUAGAGAGGGACUUGGCGCUGCCUGCUAUCGCCGUGAUUGGAGACCAAAGCUCGGGGAAGAGCUCCGUGUUGGAGGCGCUGUCAGGGGUGGCUCUGCCCAGAGGGAGUGGCAUCGUGACAAGAUGUCCUCUCGAACUGAAGAUGAAGAGAAGGCGAGGAGGAGAGGAGUGGUACGGGAAGAUAAGCUACAAGGACUAUGAGGAAGAGCUGGAAGAGCCUGCAGAUGUGGAGAAGAAGAUCAGAGAAGCUCAGAAAACACUAGCCGGGGACGGGGUGGGGAUCAGUGAUGACCUCAUCAGUCUGGAGAUCGCCUCUCCUGAUGUUCCAGACCUGACGCUCAUUGACCUGCCCGGCAUCACCAGGGUGGCUGUAAAGGAUCAACCUGAGAACAUUGGAGAGCAGAUAAAGAGACUGAUCCACAAGUUCAUCACAAAACAAGAAACCAUCAGCUUGGUGGUUGUUCCAUGCAACGUGGACAUAGCAACCACAGAGGCUCUGAAGAUGGCCCAGGAGGAGGAUCCUGAAGGAGAGAGGACUUUGGGUAUCUUGACCAAGCCUGACCUGGUGGACAAAGGCACAGAAGACACGGUGGUUGAAAUUGUCCGUAAUGAGGUCAUCCACCUGAAGAAGGGCUACAUGAUCGUCAGGUGCAGGGGUCAGAAGGAGAUCACAGACAAUGUGUCUCUGACUGAAGCAAUAGAAAGAGAGAAAGACUUCUUCAAUGGCCAUGUGCAUUUCCACACUCUCUACGAUGAAGGCCAUGCCACUGUUCCUAAACUGGCUGAGAAACUCACACUUGAGCUGGUGCAUCACAUCGAGAAAUCUCUGCCUCGGCUGGAAGAGCAGAUAGAAGAGAAACUAGCACAGACCCAAGCAGAGCUGGAGAGAUAUGGCACUGGACCCCCGUCUGACGCCGCUGAGAGACUCUUCUUCCUCAUUGAUGUGAGCUCCCUCACUCUACAUAACAUUCACCUGACUACAAAGACAAACGCUCACCACCACAAAGUGACAGCCUUCACUCAGGAUGCCAUCAGUCUGACUGCGGGAGAGGAGCUCAAGUGUGGAGACAAGCUCAAUGUGUUUUCUACGCUCAGGAGAGAGUUUGGGAAGUGGAACGCCCACCUGGAUUAUUCAGGAGGAAACUUUAACAAGAAGAUUGAGAGAGAGGUGGAGGGAUAUGAAGAGAAGUACCGUGGAAGAGAACUGCCAGGCUUCAUCAACUACAAGACCUUUGAGGUCAUGGUCAAGGAGCAGAUCAAACAGCUGGAAGAACCAGCUGUCAAGAAACUCAAGGAUAUAGCAGAUGCUGUAAGGAAGGUGUUCAUACAGCUGGCACAAAGUAGCUUCAUUGGAUUUCCUAACCUCAUUAAAACAGCCAAGGCAAAGAUCGAAAAUAUCAAGCAGGACAAGGAGUCCACCGCCGAAUUCAUGCUGAGAACCCAGUUCAAGAUGGAGCUGAUUGUCUACUCUCAGGACAGAACCUAUAGCAGCAGUCUGAGUGACAGGAAGAAAGAGGAUGAUGAGGAGGAAGACAAACAGAAAGGCACAAAACAUUACAAAGAAAAGAGUGUUGUGUACCACAUGGAUAAUCAUGCAACACUUCAGGAGCUGAUGUUGCACCUUAAAUCAUAUUACAAAAUUGCCAGCCAGCGUCUCGCUGACCAGAUCCCGCUGGUGAUCCGCUACCAGAUGUUGCAGGAGUCUGCAGUCCAGCUGCAGAGGGAGAUGCUGCAGAUGCUUCAGGACAAGGAAAAUAUGGAGUUCCUGCUGAAAGAGGACUGUGACAUUGGCAGCAAGAGGGCCGGUUUGCAGAGUCGCCUUAAGCGCCUCAUGAGGGCCCGCAAAUACCUGGUGGAGUUCUAGAGGAGGUCAAGGCCUAACAGGAUGAGUCUACUGUACUUCUUUCAUUUGUCAAAUACAAUGUGGUUGAAGGAUUGCUAUACUAUUAUUUUUUUUACAUUGUACUGUAAUAUGUAUGUACUCUUCUUGUCACUCCAAAAGAAAAGAAAUGAAAAGAAAAUGCCUGUUAUUUCAUACGGCAAAAAAUAGAUCAUAGUAGCACACUGUAUAAAUCACGUGCCAUGUUUCCGAGAUAUCCCAAGUUUAAUUCCUGCCAAAGAAUUUUAUGACAUAUAAUCCCCAGAUUAGAUUAUUAACGUGCCAAUACUUUGAUGCCUUGUCUAUUUAAUCGCUGGACCACUUUAAUCAAACGGGAAAUGAAUGACUUUUUGAACUGCAUCUUUUUCAUAUUUGUUUAAAUAUACUUGUUUGAAUAAAUAAAAAAACUUUGUCUAA
Molecule: messenger RNA, 2665 nt
Organism: Sebastes umbrosus (honeycomb rockfish)
Lineage: Eukaryota; Metazoa; Chordata; Actinopteri; Perciformes; Sebastidae
Product: interferon-induced GTP-binding protein Mx-like
Exons: 12
Coding region: 293-2233 (646 amino acids)
Biological process (GO): defense response to virus
Cellular component (GO): microtubule; membrane; nucleus
Molecular function (GO): microtubule binding; GTP binding; GTPase activity
Source: RefSeq, a predicted model, not a curated record